CGCGAUCUAUUUUCUACCGCACAGUAACUCUGGCUGAUCUGGAGCAAACUGUGGUUUCCGAGCUGGGAACUACUCUUUCAAGGAGGUGCCGGGAGCGCACAGCGCGCCGUCCUCGUUUCUCGACGUCCGACACAGAUAUCUUCCACCGAUUCAUAGUCAACUUCGUGUCCUCUACCAUGGAGCAGGUCCCCGUGUCCCCGAAGCUCUUACAGACGCCGCCUCCCUGCGAUGCGGCCGCGAAGAAAGCGAACCCAGGCUUGAAGAAAAUCCCCCCAUAUUGGUAUCCGUACACAACUAUGGCGAAGGGCCGCUGGUUAGGGAGGGAGAUCCUCGAGGUGGUUUCCACCGAAUUCCGCGAUCGGUCAAUGGAGUUCUACAGAUAUGCGCUGCAAUCUGGCGUUACGACGAUCAACGGCAAAAUUGCAAAACCUGACACGAUCAUCCGCAACGGCGAUCGCAUUGAAAACAUCUCACAUCGACAUGAACCACCUGUUACAUCGACCCCGGUCCGCAUCGUCCACCACGACAGGGAGAGAGAAUUUAUUGUGAUAGACAAACCAGGAUCGAUUCCCGUGCACGCAGCCGGCCGGUUCUUCAGAAAUAGCCUAGUUGAGAUACUCAAGAAUGACUUUGGUUUCGAAAAGACCUACACGGUAAACAGGCUAGAUAGGCUCACCUCCGGCUUGAUGAUCUUGCCGCUAAACGCGAAGCUGGCGAAUACUGUGACGCAAGAGUUCAUGAACGGGCAGGUGAGAAAGGAAUACGUCGCGCGGUGCAACGGCAAAUUCCCAGAGGAGGAGGUCAUAUGUGAAGAGCCACUCUUGACUGUCGACAGGCAGAUGGGGCUUAACGUUGUGCACCCGGAAGGAAAGCACGCCAAAACCAUAUUCAAAAGGAUACGAUACGACGCAAACACGGACACUAGCGUCCUCCACUGUCGUCCCAUGACAGGCAGAUCUCAUCAGAUUCGCGUCCACCUUCAAUACCUCGGCCACCCAAUCGCGAACGACCCGAUAUACUCUGACCCUAGAAUUUGGGGAGAGAACCUAGGGAAGGGAGGAAUUGACCUCACCCCGAGCGAGGAGCGGUCCGCGCCACAGGCCCCGGGGCAUUUCCAGUUCGACGCGGCGACUAAUCCUGAGUCCUUACACAAGGGAGAGGCCGCCGCCGCCGCUUCAUCAUCUGCCGCCGAACCCAGCGGAGAGGCGGCGGUGGCGGGCCCGAAACUACUCCCGCGCGAGACCGGCCACGACAUCGGGAUGGGCUCACCCGUCCCGCUCUCUGCGGAGGUGGUGGGCAUCAUCACGCGGCUGCGCAACAUGAAGGAUGAGGCUGAAGACUGGGGCCGCUGGCGGGACGUCGUGUUCCGCGCGAAGGGCAAGCUGGUCCCGCAUGGGUUCGACAUCCCCCUCCCGCCGCAGAACCAACGUAAGCGCGGUGGCGCCGCCUUUGCCGCACUCUCGAUCGCGUCGACGCCCCCUCCCGAUGCCGCAGAUGCCCCGACAACAGGGAUGGAUGCGGCCGCUGCUCCAACGACAGACACUGACGACGAACCUCCUCGGACGGACCAGAUCACGCUCGAAGACGUGGCGAAGUUCGCCAACAGCACGCCUCCCAUGUCCGAGACGCCGACGCCGACGCCGCUCGCUGACACUCCUGCGGCGUCGGAGCUGACCUCUUCAGCUGCAGAACAAACGCCUUUGUCAGUGUUCGCAGCGUCCGAGCCCAUCGUCACAGAGACGCCGAUCGGGGACGCCGAGGGCAUGCAUUACUGCCCCGAGUGCUUCGUCCCGCUGCACCCGGACCCAAAGCCGGAAACGCUGUACAUCUUCCUGCACGCGCUGCGGUAUACGACGAGCCUUGGGUGCUUCGAGACCGGGAUGCCGGAGUGGGCGGCGGAGGGGUGGGAGUGGGAGCGCUGA
This is a messenger RNA of Trametes versicolor FP-101664 SS1, 1922 nucleotides long. RefSeq names its product pseudouridine synthase. The record is from RefSeq and is a predicted model, not a curated record. Bases 177 to 1922 code for a protein of 581 amino acids. Gene Ontology annotation, biological process: pseudouridine synthesis. NCBI's taxonomy places the organism in Eukaryota, Fungi, Basidiomycota, Agaricomycetes, Polyporales, Polyporaceae. Gene Ontology annotation, molecular function: RNA binding; pseudouridine synthase activity. The transcript has 10 exons.